UUUCUGUACGGAUUUCUAAUAAAAGGACUGAUUGGGGGCGAUUUUAACCAGUUGAACUCUACGUUAACGUGCGCAAAGGUUAUUAAAAUGGGGAAUAAAGUUUUAAUUUAUUUGGCUAUUUUCGCCUGCUUAGCCAGGGCUCAAAUGCAACUGCCCAGCAAAGUAUUCGACCAAUUAAUAGCCGAGGUUGCCUUCGAGACUGUUCUUUUAUUGAGUGAAAAUUCCACGGAUUGUUCGAUUGACGUGAAAUAUAAUGCUGUUACGCCGGUUAUUUAUCUUAAUGCCAAUCAAAAAUAUCAACUUCAAACUCAUUUUAAUAGACAAUUUCUAUCGUUGGUUUGCUUAAAAACUGAAAGCGAUUUAAUCUUGAAUGCGCUCUAUCAAAAUCUGGAAUCCAUGCGAUAUACUCGGACCAUAUUUAUGAUUACAAAUGAAGUGGAUAUGGAAUCUUUGUUUAGGAAGUGCUUCGAGAACAAGAUGCUUAAUGUACUGGCGAUAGGCAAUUGGAGCCUGGAAGAAAUAUAUAGUUACAGAGCAUUUCCUGAAUUUAAACUAGUUAUGCGAAAGGUUGAUCAGAUCGAACGAUACUUCGAGCCUCAACUGAAGGAUAUGGGUGGCUAUCCCAUUAGCACUGUAUCGGACAACAUAUUCCCACGCAGCGUUAUAUACAAGGAUGGAAAUGGAUCCUAUCAACUAACCGGCUAUCUGGCGCCGUUUGUUGAAAGCUUUGUCAAGACUUUGAAUGCAACUCUUCAUGUUUAUUGGGAUCAUGCGCCUGAAGAGAAUGAAAUAGUAAACAUAAAUUUGCUGAACGACCUGAUUCGCGCUGGAAAAGUGGACAUACCGAUGUUCAUAACGAAUCUUGGCUUUACGCCAAGCCAUCGAAAUCACUCCCAUAUAGUAGAACUGUCAAAGUGGCAGAUAAUGCUGCCCGUCGAGUCCCAGAUAAGUCGCGCCCUGCUCGUCGUUGGCGGCGGGACAAAGCUCCUCAAUUUGUGCAUCUUCAUUCUGAUGUCCAUUUACGCCCUGAUCAUUCACAAUAUUCGCCGUUUCGAGCUGGGCAUGGCGCCCAGCCUUAUGUGCUUGUGGGUCAUCUUUGAUCCCGUGCUGAGGGCCAUGCUCUCCCAAACGUUUUCGAUGCCGCGAUCCUCCAGCCUGCGUCUCAGGUGGACACUGGCCGUGCUACUGCUGGGCAGCUUUGUAUUCUACAACAUUUACAUAACAAAUCUGGAGACGCUCCUGGUGCAUCCACCCUUCGAUCCGCCGAUACUCAGCUAUCAGGAUAUGCGUCGAGCGGGACUCAAGCUCAUGAUAUCAGAGCCUGACAAGGGAGCACUUACCUUUGUUCUCGGCCAACGUGGAUAUAACGCCAACUCGGAUCUAUACGAGAUGGUAAGCACAUCGGUGUAUCAGACGAGCCGCAGCCAGCCGAACACUUCCUAUGCCUAUCCCAUUACCCAAACGCUCUGGCCCCACAUCAAAAUGAAGUUCAUCCGGCAGGAGCAGGCCGCCUUUCGCCUCUCCAAGGAACUGGUUUUAAUUCCGCUUGUGCACUUUGCUUUGCGCUUGCCCUCCAACUCCAUCUAUAAAGGGGCCAUCAAUCGAUAUAUUCUAAACACCCAAAACAGCGGCCUGUACACCUACUGGCGCACCCAGUCCUUCUACGAUCUGCUUGCGAUUGGCAAGACCAAGCAACUGCCCUACAAGGAUACCUCGAGCAGCAUGCAUUUGCGCUGGGAGGACCUCUACUAUUAUUGGCUGAUCUAUAUUGUCAGUGUCAAUAUUUGUGUGCUGGCAUUUGUGGGCGAGGUUCUAGUAUACUCUAUAGGACGUUGGAGAGCGGGUUGAGUUGGGAUGGCCUAGAGGAAAAAUUACCACAGAGAAGGCAUAGUGAAGGAGUGAAUAAAAAUUAUGAGAAACUAAGAUCUUUGCUAGAAGAAAAGCUAAUGUCAAUGUAUUUACUACAAUUAUAUAUCCAAACAAUAAAGAUGCAAGAUGA
Molecule: messenger RNA, 1999 nt
Organism: Drosophila mojavensis
Lineage: Eukaryota; Metazoa; Arthropoda; Insecta; Diptera; Drosophilidae
Gene: Ir60b
Exons: 1
Coding region: 88-1848 (586 amino acids)
Source: RefSeq, a predicted model, not a curated record